AUGGCUUCAAAGAGAAAAGCGCGGUUAUCAGACGAUGGAGCACGAAUUCUCAACAAAAUGAGCAAGGAGAGUGAUAAUCCGCCUUUGUUAUCUAAACGAAAGAUUACCCAGGCUUGUAAACAAUUGGAAAGAGUGAUCAAUUACAAAGUUUAUGGAAAUUUCAGCUUUAGAAUGCAGAACGUUCACUCAUUUCUUGAAGAAAGGAUGCGUCGUGCCAAUAUUGAGGAUAAGAACUUAGUGUGGUAUUUGGAUAAAGGGCGAGGACGGGUGGUGUCUACUGUUGGCUUAGUGGGAAGUUCAACAACUCAGUCACACUACAACCAGACAAUUUUGCCGACAUGGGAAGGAAGUGACCACUAUGAUGCUCUUGCUUAUCAUGAUGUCGGAAAAUUCUACAAAGAACUGAGCAUGGAUAACUACAAGAUUACGUUGGAGGCGACUACUCUUUUUUGGCAACCAUAAAUGGAUUUAGUUGUGGAAUGGCCUAUCCUUGCACAUGGUGCUCAAAGAAGUUCAUAAAGAGGUCGAACAGCGAAGAAUCCAUCGACCUUGAAGUUUAUGAAUCCAGAUCCGACAAAAGAGUAGAAGAAGCGAUUGCAAGGGACAAAAAACUAAAGAAGAGGAAAGAGAAGAUAGUUGACAUACCUGAGGAAAUGAUUGUACCUCCAAUUCUUCACAGUAAAAAUUAAAAUUGGAAAUUUAUUGUUUAAUAAAUUAUGUGAAGCAGCUGAUGACCAAGAACGCUUUAAUGUAGUUCUAAAGCAGUGCCAGCUAGACGUUGAUCGCCAUGUUGAGAAGAUCAUUUACAUCCGCUUUCACGGAAACGAUAUCAAGAGGAUGUGCACUUCAAUUGAUGCAUUAUCAAGUGAGUUAUUCAUAUUAUUGAUUAUAAUGAACUUUUUAGAAGUUUCCACAUCAGAAGGCUACCAGCAGGUCAUUAAAGCUAUGGAUGUCUUCAAUGAAUGGUCGAAAAUCGUAUCAUCAACAAAGAAAAACCUAUCGGAUAAAGAAUUGAUGGUCCUUUACUGUCGAAAUAGUGAACAUCUAGGCGAACAGUGUUGCCAAACGAUAAAACUGGCUCGAUGUCUCGAUGUCGUUGGCGGAGCAUCAAAACGUGCGUUAGUACACAUCGUACUAAUGCAUUUAGGACCUUUUGAAUGGGAUCACAAGAUGAUUGGAGCUCUGGCAGAAGAAGACAUUGAAGCUGUUCAUUGCAGAUUUGCUGAAGAAAUGAAGAGACAUGGUUACAACAAAGUGGGAAAAGUUCAGAACAGCUUAAAAUGGAAAGCAAUUGACACUUUGAUGUUUGGCAAAGGCUAUAUGUAACAAUUUGUGCCAUUAUUUAAUAUGAAUGUUUGAUUAUUUACUUUCUUUAAAUCUCAUUGUAAUAAAAUCUCACUUGGUUGAAAUUUAUAUGAAUUUGACUUUUUUUUGGAUACUUGAGUUAACUUGUUUAUGCUUAAAAUAAGCUUAAAAUGUCCACAACAUAUAUAAAAGUAAUUUUAAGAUUUAAUUUUAACGUUUAAAUCUAGAAGUUUAGAAAAAUGUAUAUUACACUUGAUAUUUGAUGUCUUUUUUAGUUUUUUUGGAACUACUUUUUUAUCUUGCUACAGAUUACCGCAAUAUUUUAAAACUGAGCUUGUUAAGCAUAUUCAAAAACUUUGUAUAGAAAGUUUUUUCAAUUUCCUAGAAAAAAAUUUUGUACCUGCAGUGUAAUAGUACCGUACCCAUCUUUCAGUGGUUCCACCAAAAGCGUGCAAGCACGGUGAAGUCUACAUCAAGCUCUUCUGGUGCGACCUAAGGCCACCAGCUACAAUUCCGAAUGACAUUGAAUGGCUAACAGCUAACAAAACCGUCCAUACCUUGUUGUUAAUGGCAUUUGUAGACAAUGUUAGAGAACUACCCUACCCCAAGGCCAACCUCGAACCAUCACCCAUACUUGACUUCACCAUUGGAAAUAAGACACAAAGAACGCCGGUCAAAGUGAAAACGGUCAAUCCUGUGUAUCAGUUCAAAUGCUACUUCUUUGUUCAGAAUUCGGAGGUCAAGGAGUUGACUAUCAAGGUAGGGGUUGUUACUUAAAAUUUUAUUUUUGUUAUUUAAAAUGGUUCUUUUGUGACAAAAAAUGGUACUUUUGUUACCUAAAAUUUUUUUUAUUUAAAGCGGUACUAUUGGUCCAAAACGUUGCUUUUGUUACCUAAAACGUUAUUUUUGCGCGUUUCCUUAUCUAAAAUGAUACAUUUUGAACCGAAAAUGAUAUUUUGUUACCUAAAAUUAAAAACUUGUAGGCAAUUGACUCAACAACAAGCAAGCUAUUGGGAGAGCUGAGCAUUUCCCUAGGUUAUCUCAUGGAACAACUGGAUAUGGAAGUGUUUGACAAAGUGUUUCAACUCAGGCAGGAUGUCAGGGCCAUUCAUGUCACACUGACUUUGAGGGCGAGGGUAAGUUGUUUUGUAAUCUUGUGUCCUAAAAUGGUACUGGUAGCACCUCAAAUUGUAAGUUUGUUACCUAAACUAGUAAUAUUUAUCUAAUAUGGUACUUUUAUAACUAUUCAACCAAGAUAGAUAAAACCAAAUGCUUUUAA
Messenger RNA from Bursaphelenchus okinawaensis, 2584 nucleotides. The record is from the annotation of a GenBank genome assembly. NCBI's taxonomy places the organism in Eukaryota, Metazoa, Nematoda, Chromadorea, Rhabditida, Aphelenchoididae.